UCCGGCGGGCCGAAACUAGGAAGAAACUUGGAGCCGCCGAGGCGUCCGGCCCCGUGUGUCUGCUGCUCCCGUGCCCCGUGGCCCGGGCCGCACCGAGCUGUCGGGAGCCCAGGCCAUGGGGCAGCCCGGGCCGUCCGCAGUGUGAAACGUGGGGCCUCCCGCGGGCUCCUCGGACGGGCUACGGGUGGGCAGGCGGGAGGCGUCGUUCCAGCUGCGGUCCUGGCCGCCGCCGCCCUCCCGGGCUCCCGGCAUCAUGAACAUAGACGUGGAGUUCCACAUCCGGCACAACUACCCCUGGAGCAAGCUGCCGGCCAACGUGAGGCAGAGUCUUGGAAAUUCACAGAGAGAAUAUGAGAAGCAGGUUGUCCUGUACAGUAUCCGCAAUCAGUUACGAUACAGAAAUAACUUAGUUAAACAUGUCAAGAAAGAUGAACGCAAGUACUAUGAGGAGCUGUUAAAGUAUAGCCGGGAGCACCUCAUGCUGUACCCUUACCACUUAUCAGACAUCAUGGUGAAGGGCCUGAGGAUAACGCCGUUUUUAUAUUAUACCGGGAUUAUGGAGGACAUUAUGAACAGUGAGAAAAGUUAUGAUUCAUUGCCCAAUUUCACUGCUGCUGACUGUCUAAGGCUUCUUGGCAUAGGAAGGAACCAGUACAUCGAUCUGAUGAAUCAGUGUAGAUCAUCAAAAAAAUUUUUCAGACGGAAAACGGCCCGUGAUCUUCUACCCGUAAAGCCGGUGGAAAUUGCCAUAGAGGCAUGGUGGGUGGUGCAGGCUGCAUAUAUCACAGAAGAUGACAUAAAGAUAUGCACUUUGCCCGAGAAAUGCGCUAUUGAUAAGAUCAUUGAUGCAGGCCCUCAGCUCUCUGGAUCACUAGAUUACAAUGUAGUACAUAGUUUAUAUAACAAAGGAUUUAUUUAUCUGGAUGUACCAAUAUCUGAUGACAGUUGUAUAGCAGUUCCUCCUCUUGAAGGUUUUGUAAUGAAUCGAGUGCAAGGUGAUUAUUUUGAAACUCUACUCUAUAAGAUAUUUGUUUCAAUAGAUGAGCACACUAAUGUUGCAGAGCUUGCAAAUGUUCUUGAGAUAGACCUAUCCCUGGUUAAGAAUGCUGUGUCAAUGUACUGCCGAUUGGGGUUUGCCCAUAAGAAGGGACAAGUAAUAAAUUUGGAUCAACUUCAUUCAUCGUGGAAGAAUGUUCCAUCCGUAAACAAAUUAAAGAGUACUUUAGAGCCACAAAAGAUGCUCCUAUCAUGGGAUGGCGGGGAAAGUAGGAGUCCUGUACAAGAAGCUUCAUCGGCUACUGACACUGAUACAAAUAGUCAAGAAGAUCCAGACACAGCCAGUAUAAGCAGUUUGAGUUUGUCUACAGGAUAUACAAAGCGUAUUGCAUUCCUGUUUGACUCAACUCUUACUGCCUUUUUAAUGAUGGGAAACCUUUCACCAAACUUGAAAAGCCAUGCAGUCACAAUGUUCGAAGUUGGCAAACUCUCAGAUGAGUCUCUGGACAGCUUUCUUAUAGAACUAGAAAAGGUUCAGAGCACUGGUGAAGGAGAAGCACAGAGAUACUUUGAUCAUGCACUCACUCUGAGAAACACAAUAUUGUUUCUGCGUCAUAAUAAAGAUCUAGUUGCACAAACGGCACAGCCAGACCAACCCAAUUAUGGUUUUCCUCUGGAUCUCUUGCGCUGUGAAAGCCUUCUUGGGUUGGACCCUGCAACUUGCAGCAGAGUUCUAAACAAAAAUUACACACUGCUUGUUUCCAUGGCUCCUCUCACCAAUGAAAUCCGGCCUGUCAGCAGCUGCACCCCUCAGCAUAUUGGACCAGCUAUCCCAGAAGUCAGUUCUGUCUGGUUUAAACUGUACAUUUACCAUAUCACCAGACAAGGACCACCAUCUCUUUUGCUGUCCAAAGGUACAAGACUUCGAAAACUGCCAGAUAUAUUCCAGGGUUAUGAUCGAUUACUAAUAACUUCUUGGGGUCAUGAUCCUGGGGUUGUUCCUACAUCAAAUGUGCUCACGAUGUUGAACGACGCCCUGACACAUUCGGCGGUUUUGAUUCAGGGACAUGGUUUGCAUGGGAUAGGAGAAACUGUCCACAUACCUUUCCCAUUUGAUGAGACAGAACUACGAGGAGAGUUUACGCGUGUCAAUAUGGGUGUUCAUAAAGCAUUGCAGAUGUUAAGGAACAAAGUGGACCUGCAGCAUUUUUGUGGAUAUGUCACCAUGUUGAAUGCUUCUAGCCAGCUUGCAAACAGAAAACUCAGUGAUGCUUCUGAUGAGAGAGGAGAACCUGAUUUGGCUUCUGGCUCAGAUGUAAAUGGGAGUACAGAGUCAUUUGAAAUGGUCAUUGAGGAAGCAACUAUAGAUUCAGCCACAAAGCAAAACUCUGUUGCCACAACAGAAGCAGAUUGGGUUCCUCUCGAGCUGUGCUUUGGAAUUCCACUGUUUAGUUCUGAAUUAAACCAGAAAGUAUGCAGAAAAAUUGCUACACAUGGCCUUUGCAGAAAGGAGAGCCUUCAGAACCUUUUACAUUCCAGUAGAAAACUGUCUCUACAAGUCCUUAACUUUGUUCACUCAUUCCAGGAAGGUGCUUCAACACUGGAUAUUCACACUGAGGCCAGUUUUCCAAGUUUGCUUUCACAGUCAUCCUGUGCUGACAUGGGAGUCCCACUUCCUGCAAAGAACUUAAUAUUUAAAGAUGGCAUCUUAACAGAGUGGAGUGGACGUUCACCUUCCUCACUUCUUAUUGCUAAUCUCCAUUUGCAAUAAUUCGGUUACAUCAUUUGUUGCUCACACUUUCUGCCCUUUUUCUUUCUUAACAUUAGCUUUAUAUUGCCAGCCACUAAAAAGCAUCCUGCUGCUGAAGUGCAGUUCAUGCUUAACUGAUGUUGAAGUUUGGGGAACAUGUUCAUGUUUUCUGAAGUUUUCCUCAUUAUUGCACCUCCUAAUGCAACGAAGAGCUUUUUAGCAGUCUGCACUGUAUUUUUUACCUUGAGACAAUCUGCGUUUCUUUUAUAAAACUGAGGAUAUACUUUAUAGGCUUUAUGAUGACUGUUAUGUUUGUAAGCAGUCACUAUGAAUAUUGCAGUGGUAAUUUUAUAUGUUAGUUUAUCAAACAUAAAUCUUGUUUAAUUUUAUAUUUUGUUACCUACUCUUUAGGGAAUCGUGGGAAGAGGUAGAACUCUUCCUCUGAAAAGGCUUCUUGGUAUUUAAAGUAGCAAAACUAUAAAACGAUACACAUCCAUUAUUGAGAGAUGAUCUGAUGGGGCAUUAAGAAUUGCUGUGGAUGUUUGUAAAUUAUGUAUAUCGGUUGAACAUUGUUGAAGGUAUGUAAAUCAGCAUAGUUAUGUAUGGCUUAACCUUGAUUUAGAAGGUCUUAACUCAGACUAUGACUAUACAUUGACAUCUCCUAAGAAGCUUUGGAAAACAUUCUAUUUUUAAACAACAUUUAUAUGUGGACUUCAGUUGUCGCUCAUUUUGGGCUUUAUAUUUUCAUAGAGUCUUUAUGGAAAAAUGGAAUUUAUUUUCCACUCUUGUAGCUGUGGCUGCUGCACAUUUUCUCCCUGAUUUAUUUUUUGUUUAGUAGCUCUACCCAUGAAUGUUAUGGAAUUGGAUUUGAUGUUUUCAAACCAAGGAUUUUGAUGUCAGCUUAGAAUUACAUAUAAGAGGCAUUAAGGCUAUGUCUUCUGAUCAGAACACUUUAGUGAUAAACCUACUGUGAGGAAUCCGGAUCUUAAGUUUAUGUGACUAGUUUUAGAGGAAAUGAUAAAAGAAAAAUUGAGUAAUUUCAAAAUGUUUCUUGAGUCAUUGAUUCUUUUAGUAUCUCAAAUGUUGAAUAGAAUAAUUGGAAUCACUUUUUAGAUUUUUCAAGUUACCUUCCUUGGGAAGUUUGUGCAGUGUUAUAUAGUUUAGUUUAGCUCUUCUCAUAGGAUAAUGGUUUGCUAGUUUAAAACUAACCAAACUAACUGAUCAAACAACAUAUAUCUAAACUAUUUAAAGCAUUAGAAAAUUUGGGAAGGUUAAACCUAAACGUUUUUGCUGAUCAUUUUUGUUACUUGUAGACCUGACAUUUGUUUAUUUCACAUACUUCUGGAAGUACGUGUCUUUCUUCAAACUGUUAGCCAUCAUUCAGUACUGUCGCCUCCCAAUUGAACGUUUGGGAGCAGGUUACCUGUGGCACAGUCAGUGCUGUGUUUGGGUAAAUGCAGUAAUGUUUAGUAUUCUACUUUGUCUUAAUAUGAGGUAGAAGCCAAGUGUAUGUUAUAAAUGUUUGUGUAUAAAAGGAAAAAUACUAAUAUUAAAAUAAUUUCUUAUAACUGUGAAUCACUCAUUUAUUUUUCCAAUAAUUGAUAUUGUACAUUCCUAGUGCUGUUAGGUAUGUAUGUAACUUUUACAGUUUUUAAACUGAAAGUUGUAAGUAUUUCAUUUGAUCAGGGCUCUUUAAUCUCAUUUUCAUUUGCUUUGUUCAGAUUAACUGUAGUUAUUUUAUUUAUUUCUGUUAUUAACAAGCUUAGCCUACGGUAAUGACAUGUACACUAAUAAAGCAUUGAAUGUUUGUAGUUGUUGGUAGUGAACCCAGUUGUUGGUGAAUUUAAAACUUAAACUAUGGGAGUGAUUUGCUGCUAUAUUUCCUUUGAGAGGUAACAGAGGAGGAAAUAGAACCUAAUAAACGAUCAUGAAUUUUAGGGAAAGUACUGAAAAAACAUGUAGUCAACUCCGGUUUCUCAUGUGAAUGAGGAAAGAUUCUGAUUCCCAGCUGAAGACCUCUCAUACUUCUAAGGAUGGAGAAUCUGCAUUUUUAAAGCUGUUAUUAGCAAAAUGUGAAAGCCACUUUUAUGCUUUACUUUGUGAAUUUGGCUUUGUUUCAUUCAUACAUUAACUCAUGUAAAGAUGCAUCUCUUAAAUCUUAUGUGUUGAUCCUAUUCAACAAAAAGGUAAUAAAUACAGAAUUUAUUAUUUGCCAAAGAAAAUUUGUGAAAGAAUUUUUUUCCAGUUUUUCUGCAAAUGUUUAAAGUAAUUUCAUUUGGCUUUGUGCUGCCUCCCCUCUUUUCUGCCCUUAAAGUAGCUUAAACCAUUGGCAAACUUCAGAAACCAAGAGAAAAAAAGAAAUAUAAAAAAGGACAUAGAGUUUAGUAUGGUACAAUUUCACCUGUCACAUAGGUCUAAAGAAAUGUAACUUUAUGUUGUUAAAAAAAUAUAUGAUCGUCUGAUUUUCUUGAUUCCUUUUUUUCUCUUAAAGUGUGUAAUCAGAUAUUUUAUUUGUUUUUUGGGGGAGAAUAUUGGUUUCUUUUAGUUUCCAGUUUUCUUUGCCAUUUGUGUUUCUCUUUUAUGUUCAGUGUUUCAAAUAUGGUUUGUAUUUAAAGAUUUUAAAAUACCAAAACUGUAACUGAGCACCGUGGAUUUUUUUUCUGGUAUGCUGUUAAUAUUAUACAGUGAAAUGUAUAAAGUGUUGUCAAUUUGAUUAUUGACACAUAUAAUAUGUUUACAAAUAAACUGUGGUGUUGGUCAAGUUGCCGUGAAAAUGUGUAUAAUCUUCUGUAAGCCCCUUCCUUAAUUUUAUUUUUUUUUAAUUUUUAUUUUUUUUUUAUUAAUUUUAUUUAUUUAUUUAUGGCUGUGUUGGGUCUUCAUUUCUGUGCGAGGGCUUCCUCUAGUUG
This is a messenger RNA of Mesoplodon densirostris (Blainville's beaked whale), 5652 nucleotides long. It is a transcript of the gene FAM91A1, whose product is annotated as family with sequence similarity 91 member A1. The transcript has 24 exons. Lineage: Eukaryota; Metazoa; Chordata; Mammalia; Artiodactyla; Ziphiidae. Gene Ontology annotation, cellular component: cytoplasmic vesicle; trans-Golgi network. Gene Ontology annotation, biological process: intracellular protein transport. The record is from RefSeq and is a predicted model, not a curated record. The coding region runs from base 254 to 2767 and encodes 837 amino acids.